Tupaia belangeri chinensis (Chinese tree shrew) is the source of this 2582-nucleotide messenger RNA. Its product is annotated as disintegrin and metalloproteinase domain-containing protein 30. Gene Ontology annotation, biological process: proteolysis; male gonad development. Gene Ontology annotation, cellular component: external side of plasma membrane; plasma membrane; sperm head plasma membrane. Gene Ontology annotation, molecular function: metalloendopeptidase activity. NCBI's taxonomy places the organism in Eukaryota, Metazoa, Chordata, Mammalia, Scandentia, Tupaiidae. The record is from RefSeq and is a predicted model, not a curated record.
CAUCCAGAAAACGAACAAAGUAAGUUGCCCUGGGCGUAUGCCUGUCUGAAAGUCAGCUAGACCCGGCCCUGGAAGGUGGGGGUCUCCUAAACCCAGGAGAGGGAACUUCGCACUUUACACUCUGGCGCCCCUAGAGGCGGUCCAUGGAAAUCUGACGCCUGAGGCCUCAGUUGUAAGGACUGAGUAAGCAACAGGGCCUAAGGAACAGACGAUGAGGUCAGUGCGGACCUUAGCCUCCCAAGGACGCUCGCUCCCCGUCCUAGUUCUGGCGGUGCUCCUUAUUGACUCUCUAGGGGAGGAAUUAAUUUUUCACCCUGAUUGGGGGUUUGACUCGUAUGAAGUCACCAUUCCCAAAAGACUGAGCUUCCGUGGAGGGGAGCAGGGUGUGGCUAGUCCCGUGUCCUACCUCUUACAGUUAAAAGGCAAGAAGCACGUCCUCCACCUGUGGCCCAAGAGGUUGUUGUUGCCCCGACACCUACACGUUUUCUCCUUCACAAAAGAGGGAAAUCUGCUGGAGGACCACCCUUAUAUACCCAAGGACUGCAACUACAUGGGCUUGGUCGAAGGGUCUCAGGGCUCUCAAGCCACCUUUAGUUCCUGCAUGGGGGGUCUCCGAGGCAUAUUGAAUAUCGAUGCCAAACAUUACCAAAUUGAGCCCCUCAAGACCUCUUUCAGUUUUGAACAUGUUGUAUAUCUCCUGAAGAAAGAGCAUCUUAGCAACCAGACCUGUGGCUUACCUGAUGAUGAAAUAGAACAACAGAUAGCCCAGCAUGAGAAUAUGGCUAGGCUAAGGGACUUCCACAUAUCCUAUAUGCACCCUAAGUAUAUGGAAUUGGCUCUGGUCUUUGAUCACAGUAGAUACUUGUAUGUAAAAUCCAAUCUUACACAAGUCAUAAGUGAUGCCAUUCUUCUAUCAGGGAUUAUGGACACUUACUUUAAGGAAAUCAAUAUGAGAAUACAUCUAAAAGCUGUUGAAAUAUGGACAGAUGAAGACAAAAUUACUAUUGAUGUAACCAAUUUAGUUCACGUUCUUAACCAAUUUAUUGUAUACAAAAGAAAUAUCUUAAAUGAUCGGAUUCCAUCAGAUUGGUCACAUUUAUACGUUAGAAGAAAUUUUCCUGAUGCUCUCGGAUGGGCUCCUGUUGGAAAAAUGUGCAGUGAACUGUAUGGUGGAUCAACAAGCGUUUUCCCAGAUCUAAAUGUCCUUGCACCUGGCACUUGGUCUACUCAUGAACUGGGCCAUGGUUUGGGAAUGAAGCAUGAUGAACUACAUUGUCAGUGUAAGGGUGAGCACAGUUGCAUAAUGGGCAGUGGACGCACUGGCUGGAGUAACUGUAGUUUUGUGAAUUAUUUUAAGUUCGCGUAUUCAGAAGCAUCUUGCCUAAAUAAUAUCCCUGGAAUAAGUUAUCUGGUAAGGAGUUGUGGAAAUAAAAUUGUGGAAGAGAAUGAGGAAUGUGAUUGUGGUUCCAGAGAGGACUGUCUGAAAGACCGCUGUUGCCAAUCAAACUGUAGGUUGAAACGUGGUGCCAACUGCAGCAUUGGACUUUGCUGUCAUGAGUGUCGCUUUCGUCCGUCUGGAUAUAUGUGCAGGCAGGAAGAAAAUGAAUGUGAUCUUGCAGAGUACUGCAAUGGGAAUUCAAGUAACUGCCCAAAGGACACUUAUAAGCAGGAUGGAACGCCAUGCAAAUAUAAAGCCCGUUGUUUCAGGAAGGGAUGCAGAUCUAGAUUUAUGCAGUGCCAAAGCAUUUUUGGACCUGAUGCCAAGCAGGCUCCUAAUCAGUGCUAUGAUGCAGUUAAUUUAAUAGGUGAUCAAUAUGGUAACUGUGAAAUUAUAGGACUUCAUAACUUUAAAAAAUGUACCAGGGAGAAUUCAGUAUGUGGUAGGCUGCAGUGCAUAAAUGUCAAAACCAUCCCUGAUUUGCCAGACCAUACUCUUUUGAUUUCUACUCAUCUGCAGGCAGAAAAUCUCAGGUGCUGGGGCACAGGCUACCAUUUAGCCAUGGUACCCCUGGGGAUCCCUGACAUGGGUAUGAUAAAUGACGGCACCUCCUGUGGUAAGAACCGGGUAUGUUUUAACAGAAGUUGCGUCAAUGUGUCAGUCCUGGAGUUUGACUGUUUACCUGAGAAGUGCAAUGGCAGAGGCGUUUGCAACAAUAGAAAAAACUGCCACUGCAUGUAUGGCUGGGCCCCUCCAUUCUGUGAAGAGGUGGGGUAUGGAGGAAGCGUUGACAGUGGGCCUCCAGGACCGCUGAAAGUGCAGUUGCCCUCCUCAGUUCAGGUUGUAUCCAUUAUGGUAAUGCGUCUUAUUUUCUUAAUCAUCUCAGUGAUUGUUGUGUCUUUCAAGGAUUUGAUAGGAAUGAUAAAACCCAAAAAAGACUCCCCCCCAAUUAAUGCUGAACAAUUCAAAGCAAAGAAUAUCAGGAAACCAAAAAAGUAACCAGGCAAUCCACAGUAACUCAAGAAGACAGGCUCUUUCAUUUAAGGAGCUUAUCAUUUAUCCAAAUGACUCUUCAUUCUUCUCUCACUUAAAUUGUUUUUUUACGUAAAAUUUCCCACACACUUUGAUCAGCAAAUAAAUGAUA